This is a messenger RNA of Hyposmocoma kahamanoa, 4189 nucleotides long. RefSeq names its product arfGAP with SH3 domain, ANK repeat and PH domain-containing protein (gene Asap). Lineage: Eukaryota; Metazoa; Arthropoda; Insecta; Lepidoptera; Cosmopterigidae. Gene Ontology annotation, molecular function: sequence-specific DNA binding; protein binding; GTPase activator activity. The transcript is spliced from 16 exons. Gene Ontology annotation, biological process: regulation of DNA-templated transcription; positive regulation of GTPase activity. Gene Ontology annotation, cellular component: cytoplasm. The coding region runs from base 215 to 3193 and encodes 992 amino acids. The record is from RefSeq and is a predicted model, not a curated record.
UAAAACAGUCAUUUCAUUCAUCCCUGAUGAAAUGGGUGUGUUUUGAGUUGCAGUGGUUAGAUGCGAAAUUGUUUUUAUUUGCGCAGAAGGGAAUUACCUGACAAUGUGUUUGAAAUUUCAUAAUUUUAUUGUUCGUUUACCGUAUUAAGUGUUACAACUGACGAAUGUGACAGCAGUACUUUUAAUUUGGUGUUGAUUCGUGAUUGUGGUCACCAUGCCGGGUGUAAUAGGCAUUGGUGAAUUUAUUGAGGAAACCCGAGAGGAUUACAAUUCACCAACGACUUCGACGUUCGUUUCGCGUAUGCCGCAAUGUCGUCAGACAAUCAGCUCUUUGGAAGAGACAUUGGAUUUCGACAGAGAGGGUCUCACGAAGUUGAAGAAAGCCAUAAAGGCCAUUCACAAUUCUGGCAAUGCCCACGUGGACAACGAGAUUUACCUCGCCCGUGCGCUGGAGCGACUUGGCGGGAACGCUCUCAGCAAAGACUCGGAGCCAGACAUCGGAGCCGCUUUCUUCAAGUUCGCCGUCGUCACCAAAGAACUAUCAGCACUUAUGAAGACACUGAUGCAAAACAUAAACAACAUAGUAAUGUUCCCCGUAGACAGUCUUUUGAAGGGUGAUUUGCGGGGAGUCAAGGGCGAUCUAAAGAGGCCAUUCGAUAAAGCGUCCAAAGAUUACGAGUCCAAGUACCUGAAGAUCGAGAAGGAGAAAAAAUCUCAGGCGAAGGAAGCAGGACUGAUCAGAACCGAAGUGACACCCGCCGAGAUAGCUGAUGAAAUGGAAAAAGAAAGAAGAUUAUUUCAGUUACAAAUGUGUGAGUACCUGAUAAAGUUCAAUGAGAUCAAAACAAAGAAGGGCAUUGAGCUGCUACAGCAUCUAGUGGAAUACUACCAUGCACAGACGAACUAUUUUCAAGACGGAUUGAAAACAAUUGAACAUUUUGGAGUUUACGUGGCAGAUUUGAGUGUACAAUUACAGAAGAUACGACAACAGCAGGACGACGAAAGGCGGAGGUUAUUAGAACUGAGGAACAUGUUGAGAGCAGCCGCGCCUCAGGAUAAGGAGGUGUCAGCAUCAGUCGGAGGGUACUCCCUCCAUCAACUGCAAGGUGACAAACAGCACGGAGUUUCUAGGAGCGGGUAUCUACUCAAAAAGUCUGAAGGCAAAGUUCGGAGGGUCUGGCAGAAACGACGAUGUCGUGUGACGGCAGAGGGUUUCCUGGACAUCUUUCACGCAGACGAGAAUAAGACUCCAGCGCGGGUCAACUUAUUAACAUGCCAGAUUAAAGUGGCUGCAGAAGACAAGAGGGCAUUUGAUCUAGUCUCAUAUAACCGUACCUACCAUUUCCAAGCGGACGACGAAAGCGAGCAAAGAGCGUGGACGUCAGUCCUAGUUAAUUGUAAAGAAGGUGCCCUUAUGAGGGCAUUUCAUCAACAAGCUGGCGGAGAGAGCAACGACUCGGGUCAUUCGCUGUUAGACCUACAACGGUCGAUCAUUAGGGCUGUGAAGGCGAUGCCGGGCAAUCAAGUGUGUGCCGAUUGCGGCUCUACUAACGAUCCCACUUGGUUAUCAACGAACUUCGGUAUAAUUGUGUGUAUAGAAUGUUCUGGAAGCCAUCGGGAAUUAGGCGUGCAUAUAUCACGGAUACAAUCCCUCACACUCGAUCGACUGAGCACUUCACAGCUGUUAAUAGCGAGACACAUGGGCAAUCAGAUGUUCAACGAGAUUAUGGAGAACACAUUGGACGAAAGAGAUAAGCUCACCCCAGAGAGUACUAUGGAGGAACGCCUAAGGUUUAUUCGCGAGAAGUACGUGUACCGGGCUUGGGCUGCACAGACCUGCUGCGACGAGGCUGAGCGCCUGUCUGAGGUCGAACACGCCGUCAACAAUGGUCAUCUACAGAAUCUAUUGCAAGCUUUCGCAGAGGGAGCCGAUUUGGCUGCUCCUCUACCUUGCUCUGACUGUGGUGAAACAGCUCUACACUUCGCAAUAUCCCGUGAAUUAGGUGAUGGUUCAUUCCUCCACAUAAUCGAUUUUCUAGUCCAAAACGGUGGUUCACAUCUACUAGAUAAAGCUACAAGUAGCGGUAUGACAGCGUUACACCUAUGUGCUGCGACAGAUAGAACUGAACCCAUGAAAUUAUUGCUGAAGGCUGGGGCGGACACUUCCCUGAAGGAUCAUAGUGGAAGAACAGCAUUACAGAUUUCGAGGCAACUGGGGCACCAUGCGUGUCAGGAACUUUUGGAAAGUAUAGACAAGAGAGAAAAAAGCAUGUUCGAGAACAUCAAUAUAGACUGGAAUUUGUCGCACGACGAUGGCUCCACGGAUUUCUCGGACGAUGACACAGUAAUCGACGAGCGGCAAAACGGUAGCGUAACUCCAGAGAAGAAAUGCCCUCGGUCGCGACCGCCAUCGUACGCGGGAGGUCCGCCACCGACUGCAGACCGCACAGGUGGAGAAUCUCCGGUUCUCAGGUCAAGGUCAUCGACCUACGACUCAUUACACCACGCACCGCCUACGCCAACUACAUUGCCGAGGAAGCCUAAUGUCUAUAACAUCGGCAGUCUAAAGAAACGCGCGGCACCGCUGCCGCCGGCUGUGACGUUGCCGCACCCGCCCCCGCACCCACGCUCCACCCCCUCACCGUCCGCAGACAGCGCGCGCUCUCUACAUGUGGUAUCGGGGACACUAGUGAAAAAUCGACCACAACAACCUCCACCGACGCCUCCGCCUCCAGUCUCGGCCGUAUUGCACAACGGAGCCCAUCACAGGGACGAGCCGACGCCGCCGCCGAGAAAGGAAUGUUCUAGUCAAGAUUCGUCACUGGAGCUAUGUGACAUUUCGGACUCGUGUCUGGACGACAGCCGACUACAAUCGGCUUUGUCGUGUGACAGUACACGAUCGCGGGAGCGGACGCGACAUAGUGAUAGUCGUUCACUGGAUGUCUCUGAUGCUUCUAGCGUACAUUCUCGAUCGCCAUCUGUGUCAAUAAAUAUGGUGGGUAGUAUGAGGAGGUGUCGAGCACUCUACGACUGUUCGGCAGACAAUGAAGACGAGCUAUCGUUCCGCGAGGGAGAGAUCAUCUUGAUAAUCAACGAACGCACGGAAGACGACAACUGGAUGGAGGGAAUGGUCGAAGGCACCACCCGACGCGGAAUGUUUCCCGUCUCAUUCGUCCAUAUGUUGCCAGAUUAGGCUAAAAUAUAUUCUCGACUCGGUAAAACUUACGAAUAGUGUUCAUAGAACUCCCAUUCAACCUUAGUACAGGAAUUGUUGGUUUUGACUUUAUUUUGCGUUUUUGAAAACUUAGGGCCAGCACAAAUCGGCGGACGGGAACGCAGAAGACAUUAAAUUUAUCAAUGUAUAUUUUAUGCUAUUCAAAUUGAGAUAAACUAUACAUUUCAAUGCUCUAAGAUGCACAGAGAAAUGCGCCGCGAUGUUUCGAAGUCCGUUUCAAGAUAUUGCAAUUACUUUAGUUUUUCCUUGAGGUCUAAAAUGAUUUCUAAAGUGGUUUAUUGUGAUAAAAUGUAAGACGUUGUUGUACACACUGAAUUCGUUGUGAGAAUACAGUAAUUCGCCAUUAUACUCACUUCUUAAUAGAACCAUAAUUUAUAUACAUAUGUUUGGCCUAAAAUUUUCUGUGCUGAUUUGGGAGGCUAUGAGCUUAUUUACUCUAGUGAAGUAUAACUGUAUUUGAACUUGGAAAAUAAGCGAUACUUGUUUUAGAUCCGGUACAUGAAGUUGAAUCUUUCUUUGUAUCGCAUGUAAACUGUGUAAAAAGGUCAUAACAAUUUUUAAACUCUCAAAUAAAUGAUGGUGAACUGAUUUGAUGAUACUUGACGUAGACUGCUAAACCAACAACAUUAACAAAAAAACCGAAUCUGCGUUGUUGUUAUUGCGAUUUCAAAUAUUUCGUCAAUCACGUUAUGACAAUUCAGUACGUCACGCGCCUUUUCAAUUAUGCUUAUAAUGACAUUAAAGAUAAAACUAAUUUGACGAUUUGAUGAAUGAGCAAAUAUAGUUUUAUAUCUCGGUGCAAAGACUUUCUUUGAUCACUUAAUACGUGUUUUUAUUGUUUCAAAAUUGUACGUAGAUAAGAUAUUGUGAGGCAUGCUCAAUGUCACGUUCGUUGUGUGAUAUCAUUAAAUACCUGUAACAACAUCAUUCACAUGUUCUUAAACAGGAAUUUUA